Messenger RNA from Haplochromis burtoni (Burton's mouthbrooder), 2004 nucleotides. RefSeq names its product dephospho-CoA kinase domain containing (gene dcakd). The transcript has 5 exons. Gene Ontology annotation, biological process: coenzyme A biosynthetic process. The record is from RefSeq and is a predicted model, not a curated record. Gene Ontology annotation, molecular function: ATP binding; dephospho-CoA kinase activity. NCBI's taxonomy places the organism in Eukaryota, Metazoa, Chordata, Actinopteri, Cichliformes, Cichlidae. Bases 327 to 1016 code for a protein of 229 amino acids.
AUUAAGAGGUAGCGCCUGUCAGGCUUAGCAGCUAGGUUGUUAGCAGUGAGUAGAAUACAGGUGAACUGUAAAGGAGGGCAGUUUCCAGCAGCACCGCUGUCUCCAGUUCAUUUGUUGGCUUUCGUGUUGAGCUGGACCCGGUAAAAAUGGCGUCGUUGUUGUUUGAGCUCCUUCUGACCUGAUUUAACACCUGUGUUAGCCUGUUAGCAGCCCUGGUUGUUGUUGUUGUUUAACGCAACAGCCCCCCCCCUCUCUAGUGCUUCUGCUUUGCCCGGACUCCCGCUGUAUAUCCAGCCGGUUUAAGGACACUCUCUCUCUCUGACAAGAUGUACCUGGUGGGACUGACAGGAGGCAUUGCCUCUGGGAAAAGCACAGUGUCUUCAAUGCUGCGGGAGCUUGGAUGCCCCAUUAUUGAUGCCGAUGUCGUGGCCAGGAAAGUUGUUGAGCAGCGCACACGUGCCUAUUCCUGCAUCGUGCACCACUUUGGGCCAGGGAUCCUGCUCGAGAACGGCGACAUCGACAGGCAGAAGCUGGGCCAAAUCAUCUUCGCCAGCGAGGAGAAGAGGAAGCUGCUAAACUCCAUCACCCACCCAGAGAUUCAUAAAGCAAUGCUCAAAGAGAUCCUCUUCUACUUUCUCAGAGGGUACCGCUACGUGGUUCUGGAUGUGCCGCUUCUCUUUGAAACCAGACGGCUCACUCGGUUUCUGAACCACACUGUUGUAGUUUACUGUGACCCUGCCACUCAGCUUUCGCGCUUGAUGCAGAGGGACGGCCUGACCCAGGAGCAGGCUGAGCAGCGUGUGGCCGCGCAAAUGCCGCUCAAUGAAAAGCGUGGCUUGGCCAAUCAUGUUAUUGAGAAUUCAGGCGGCCGGGAGGACACCCACCGGCAGGUCCUGCGGCUCCACACAAAGCUAGAGGACUCUAUGGACUUCCUCCUAGUCAGGGUCAUUGCCAUUGUUGCCACUGCAGGUUUGGGUGGGCUGCUGCUCUAUGCUGCAAAGAUACUUUUGUCCUAACAGAGGAAAGAAAGAUGAGUGAGGGCGGGAGGUUUUUAGUCCAAGAAGUGGUCAAAUAUGAGGGUGUGAAUAGAAACGGGCAAAAAGCAGGUCGGCGGUAUCGAUGCAAUUUACUGUGAAAUUAGUUUCACAGCACCUACCACUACAGCGCAGCCGUAUGGCGUGCUCUGCUGACAGUUAACACGGACUUACAUUACUGACAAAACUUGCACUGGCAAAUGUGGUUUAGUGUGAAAGGCUUCUCUGUGCAAUUUGUGUUGGUUUCACUCAGAGAGAAACAAUUAUAUGAAGGCGACACAGUCAAGCCUCACUUGCUGUACAGCUCCUACAUCUUUGCUCAUUUACGAGAGUGAUUUUCUCAGCUGUGACGGAAGAGCGGAGCUUAAAUUGCUGGUAAAUCUUCAUUUUUGUGUAGCAGCGCAUGCUAAACAUAACUAACCUUAAAAAAAAAACAAGAAGUCCAGAAAGAUUAUUGAAAACUAAGAGAUUUUAUUUUGUUACACCUUUUACACCAUAUUAGAUUAUCCAGUUUUUGAAAUGUUUUACUGUUUUACUUUUUAAUCUGUAGAGACAUUAAGAGAGCAAAGGAACAAGUAACAAUGGUGAAUGUCCCUAAAGCAAGCAUAUUAAUUGGACGCCACCUCUCUCUACUUCUGUCCCCAGUGCUGGGUAUGUUUUAAACUAUUAUACAUGUCAGAGAAAUAAAUGGUUAAAUCGGAAUAAUGUGACGCAGAAUAUGUAAAGAUUGUGAUAUGAAGAUUUAUGAGAGAAUGUAUUUGACAAUCCAUUUUUAAUGGGAACAGUAACAGAUUUGCUAUUUAUCACUGUAUUUUCUUACACUUGAAGUUCUCCUCUGUAAAUACGGAGUGUGGGAUUUUUUUUUCUUUGCACCUUUCAACUAAAAUAAUACAUUUGUAAUCUAAUAUGCUUAAGUUAAAUAAAAACGAUCCAGCACCUCUGUUUUAAAGUAGCUGGUAUCAGAUGCUGU